Anastrepha obliqua is the source of this 1564-nucleotide messenger RNA. RefSeq names its product single-strand selective monofunctional uracil DNA glycosylase (gene Smug). NCBI's taxonomy places the organism in Eukaryota, Metazoa, Arthropoda, Insecta, Diptera, Tephritidae. Bases 219 to 1181 code for a protein of 320 amino acids. Gene Ontology annotation, molecular function: oxidized pyrimidine nucleobase lesion DNA N-glycosylase activity; single-strand selective uracil DNA N-glycosylase activity. The record is from RefSeq and is a predicted model, not a curated record. The transcript is spliced from 4 exons. Gene Ontology annotation, biological process: base-excision repair.
GUGCGGAGGCCCUUAGCUAACCGAAACAAAGUUUCUAUUGUGAACAGUUGUUUAAGGAAUUUAUUGGUUUGGAUAACUUGAUUGGCUUUAAAGGAUUCGUUCCCAUCUAUGGAGGAUUAGUUUAUAACGCUUGGUUAAAAGUAUUAUUGAUUUGGAAGUUGUUCGUAUAAAGUUAUUGUUAUUCAAAUAAAACGACGUUGUUCGAGUAUUCAACGGCUAUGUCUCGGAGGAAGUUUGCGAAAAACAUUUUGGCAGGUGCAGCUAGCACAUCAUUUAGCAGCGACUCGACCCUGUCACUGAAUGUGCUGCAAGGGUUUGCCGCCCCCAAAAAACGCUGUCUUUCGUCGCACGUGGGGGAAGAUUCUACCAUAACAAUUAAGGAAUCUCAAGAAGGAUCGUCGCACUCCAUAAUAAGCCCCACUGAAGUUCCGGAUAAAGAGCUAUCGUUUUGGAAUCGGUUUUACGUAUUGGAAUGUCAGCUGAAUAACACUUUGCAAGACAUUGUACGACCAGUUAGUAUUACUCAUGUGUACAAUCCUGUGGAAUAUGCUUCGGGUUUGCAUUGCGCCUACUUGCAAAAGUUCUUGGAUGGUCCGAAACGUGUAAUGUUUGUUGGUAUGAAUCCAGGCCCUAAUGGGAUGGGUCAAACUGGAGUGCCGUUUGGUAAUAUAUUAACUGUUCGGAAUGAAAUGAGCCUUUCGGGUUCAGUACAGCAACCUCCUUCGGUACAUGUAAAGCGACCUGUACGGGGAUUUGAGUGUAGCAUAGAAGAACCUAGUGGUGUACGCAUUUGGAGUUUAUUCAAAAAGUUAGCAGGCGGAUCAUUGAAUACGUUUGGGCGACAGUGUUUUGUACAUAACUUUUGCCCGUUAAUUUUUUACGACAACGCUGGACGAAAUAUUACACCCAGUGAAUUGAAGGGUGAUUAUAAGGAAAAGAUCGGUAAAGAGUGCCUUGAUGUACUUGAUUUAGAGUUAGACUUGGUAAAACCGGAAAUAUUGGUGGCUGUCGGGUUGUACAUGUACGGAAUGGUCAGUCGUUCGCGCCAUGCAAAAGAUUUGAAAAUAUAUAAGCUUCCUCAUCCGAGUCCUCGCUCUUUGAAUAACCAGAAUUGGCCAGAAAAAGCUGAACAACUUCUCCUCGAACUUGAUCUUGUAAAGUAUAUUCGCGAUGAAGUGUAGUAUGCAAGUGAUUCUAAUGAAGUAUUACUUUUUCCAAAAAGUUAUAAGCUUUAAUUUUAAUUUUCCAAAUUUUGAAGUAGAAAUGAUUUUCUUUCAGUCUUUCUAAGGCACCUCGUACCUGUACGUAUGUAAUAUAAGCAAAUAUUUAAGUUUAAAGACGAAGUUUAAUGUAUUAUAAAUUAAUUUGCAAUUUUUUAUUCUAUGGUUGUUCGUAUAGUAGCACUACUUUUCAAGUGGCUGGAACUGCGAAGUUUGUUUUUUCACGGAGGCCAUACAAAAAAAGUAUUUUUCCAAACAUUGAAGUUGUAAUAGAGUUUUUUUAUAAUUGUACGGUGUCUAAUUGCAUAUAAAAGGCACAAAGUAAAUAUAUUUUAAAAAUAAUA